UUUUCUCUCAGCCUGGAACAAGUAAUUGCUCUGCUCUUUCAGCUUCACUUUCUACUUUGGAGAUGCUGUCAUCAUCUUUAGACUAAUUUUGUCUUGAGGUUAAUAUAGACUGACUAGCAUAUCAUAUUUGAAGAAGGUAUAGAUAGAGAAAAUGUCAGGUGUAUCCCUUGCAGUGUCUGAAACAACCAAACACCAUGAAAACGCAGCCGUGGGUGGUAUAAUGGGAUCUCUACGUGUGAUCGAACUCCAACUGGUAGCUUUCAUUAUGGUUUUCUCAGCCAGCGGUCUUGUCCCUCUUUUCGACCUCGCUUUCCCGGUCUUCACCACCGCCUACCUCCUCAUUCUCUCACGCCUAGCUUUCCCCACCCAUGGCGGUUCCACCACCUCUAAAGAGAUAUACGAAGGAACCCGGAUAUUCCGAGCUUAUGUCAUACUAGGGACCACUGUGGGAUUGUUUUUACCCUUGGCUUAUGUUCUGGGUGGGUUUGCAAGGGGAGAUGAGCAGUCCCUGCAGUCCGCAACACCGCAUCUGUUUCUGCUAUCGUGUCAGAUACUAACAGAAAACAUCAUAAGUGGGCUGUCUUUGUUUUCGCCUCCUGUUAGAGCUUUAGUGCCUAUGUUGUACACAGUUAGAAGGAUAUUUGUGAUCCUGGAUUGGGUUCAAGAUGUGUGGAUCAACAAGUCCCUCUCUCCAUAUGCUGGGAUCAAGGACGUGGCAUGGUUCUGGUUCGGAAGGGUUCUAGCGUUAGCGAACCUGGCUUAUUUUUCCAUCAACAUGUUCGGGUUUUUGAUACCGAGGUUCCUGCCCAGAGCAUUCAAUCAAUACUUGAGGGAGCAAAAUGAUGAGAUCCAAAGAAAGGUGGUGGAAGACGAACCUACUUCACCUUUAGAUAAAAAGUCACUCUAGUCUAAUUAGAUACAUAAAUGUAUGCAUGAGAACUAAAAGGAGUUGAGGUUGUUUCAAGUUUCUGAUUCAGUUUGUAUGGUAGGGUAAUGAAUGAGGUUUUUUUAGUUAUUGUGUAUAGUAGAAGUAGAUAUGUAUUUGUUUUUUAUUAAGUUUGAUGGUUUCAUUC
This is a messenger RNA of Helianthus annuus (common sunflower), 1073 nucleotides long. RefSeq lists its product as uncharacterized. The transcript has 4 exons. The record is from RefSeq and is a predicted model, not a curated record. Lineage: Eukaryota; Viridiplantae; Streptophyta; Magnoliopsida; Asterales; Asteraceae. The coding region runs from base 152 to 907 and encodes 251 amino acids.